GUCCCGUCCCCGCCCUCCCCCGCCCGACACGCACCCGCCUUCGCCCCCGUCUCAGCGGAGCCGUCGGGGCCCGGGAACGGCCCGCGGAGCGCGGCGGGGAGCGGGCCCCCUCCCCCUUGGCCUGCCGUCCCCGCGCGGAGGAUGAGGAGCCCCCAGCGCCGAUCAAUAGAAAUAUGCAUUUCCAUAAUACCACCUUUGAACUAAUGAAGUGGAAGUACAGAUGAAAACAGUCUGGAGGAAACUUGAAGUACAAUACAGUUUCAUUCCGUUUCCUAAUUCAGAGGGAACAAAGGUGGAAAAGCUACAGAAGCAUCCUUGCAGUCAAGCACCAAAUCCUGUAUUAGGCUUCACCAAACAGACUGAGCUUAGCAUUUGUCAAGCAGAAGGGCGGUUGCCCUGCGCAGGAAGGAUUAAAAGUGAACAAUGACUCGGUUGAGACUUCAUGAGCAAUUGCUUGGAGCCUAUCUGAUUAUCAUUCUCCAUGUUCAAGGUCAAAAGCUAGACAGCAUGCUUCAUGGUACAGGAAUGAAGACAAAUUCUGACCAAAAGAAACAAGCAAAUGGAGUAACACUUGCUCCAGAGGACACCUUACCUUUUCUAAAAUGCUACUGCUCCGGACAUUGUCCAGAUGAUGCUGUUAACAACACAUGCAUAACUAAUGGGCAUUGCUUUGCUAUCAUUGAGGAGGAUGAACAUGGAGAACCCACGCUUGCUUCUGGCUGCAUGAAGUAUGAAGGUUCAGACUUCCAAUGCAAGGACUCACCUAAAGCGCAGUUACGUCGGACGAUUGAGUGCUGUCGUACUGAUUUCUGCAAUCAGGAUUUGCAACCAACAUUACCACCUCUUGAUAGUACAGAUGGACUUUUUGAUGGCAGCAUUCGUUGGAUGGCAGUGUUGAUUUCUAUGGCAGUCUGCAUAAUUGUCAUGGUCAUCUUAUUUAGCUGCUUUUGUUACAAGCAUUACUGUAAGUCAAUGGCAAAGAGGCACUGUUAUAAUCGUGACCUGGAACAAGAUGAAGCAUUUAUUCCAGCUGGGGAGUCUUUAAAAGACCUUAUUGAUCAGUCACAGAGUUCUGGGAGUGGAUCAGGACUACCACUGUUGGUUCAGCGCACUAUUGCCAAGCAAAUUCAGAUGGUGAGGCAAGUUGGAAAAGGACGAUAUGGUGAAGUGUGGAUGGGCAAAUGGAGGGGUGAAAAAGUGGCAGUCAAAGUGUUUUUCACCACAGAAGAAGCGAGCUGGUUCCGAGAAACAGAGAUUUACCAGACUGUUCUCAUGCGGCAUGAAAACAUCCUCGGUUUCAUAGCAGCAGAUAUUAAAGGCACUGGCUCCUGGACACAGCUUUACUUGAUCACAGAUUAUCAUGAAAAUGGCUCGUUGUAUGAUUUUCUGAAGUGCACUACGCUGGACAACAGGGCUCUGCUCAAACUGGCCUAUUCUGCUGCAUGUGGCCUGUGCCACCUGCACACAGAAAUCUAUGGGACACAAGGCAAGCCAGCGAUUGCACACAGGGACCUGAAGAGUAAAAACAUCCUGAUAAAGAAAAACGGAACCUGCUGCAUUGCAGACUUGGGUCUUGCAGUCAAGUUUAACAGUGACACAAAUGAAGUUGACGUUCCCUUGAACACUAGAGUGGGAACAAAACGUUACAUGGCUCCAGAAGUCCUGGAUGAAAGCCUGAACAAAAACCAUUUCCAGCCAUACAUCAUGGCUGACAUCUACAGUUUUGGGUUGAUCAUCUGGGAAAUGGCUCGGCGCUGUGUCACAGGAGGUAUUGUUGAAGAGUAUCAAUUGCCAUAUUAUGACAUGGUGCCAAAUGAUCCAUCCUAUGAGGACAUGAGAGAAGUGGUGUGUGUCAAACGCCUGCGCCCGGUAGUGUCAAACAGAUGGAACAGCGAUGAAUGUCUAAGAGCAAUAUUGAAGUUGAUGUCUGAGUGCUGGGCUCAUAAUCCUGCCUCCAGGCUCACUGCCUUGAGGAUCAAGAAGACACUUGCCAAGAUGGUAGAAUCACAAGACGUAAAGAUUUGACAUAGGAAAUUGACUUUGGAGAGUAAAGCUGGACUCCCUAGAUCUUUUCACUCAGAUGUGGGUGAAGAAGAUAAAAAUAGAGAAGAGGAAAUAACUGAGAUUCAGUAUAUUUUCUCAGCACACUUCUACAGGCUGCUAAUGAAAUCUUUCAGUACUUCAUAGACCAUGAUACUGAGAGCCUCUCUACACUACGUGCUACAUAUAUGGACAGCCUUGAGAAAAUACACAUUCUGUUUUGGUUUGAGCUGCAUUGAGACUUUAGUCAUACUUAGCGAGUCUCCAGUGAAACUCUGGGUACUGAAUUGAAUGUUCAGAUUACAGUGCUUUCUGUGAAAGCCUAACAAGCUAUAUGGAUUCAACAGAGAUGGAGAAUAUAAGCUUUUUUUUUUUUUUUUUGCCUUCUACCUGAUAAAACCUAGUCAAUCCAUACUAAGUUUUGGUGAAACAGCCUGUAGGUUACGAAUCUGUUUGUGAUACUACUCAGUUUAACAGUUCUUUAUGCCUUUAUGUGUGUGCCAGGAUUAUUUUGCUGUCAUUUGGAAUAUGUAAGAAAUCAUUUAAAUGAACAAAGUUUUAUGGUCAGGGCUCCGUGCAUUUUGUGGCUCCACAAUCAGAGAUUUGCUACAGAAUCUUUUGCCGUUAUCUUCAGAAAUCUCAGUUUUAUUUUUUUAUCUGUUUUUUUAUUUGUUCACAAGGAGAACUACAAAAAUGUGAACCAUUAAUUAAUUAAGGAAUGCCUAUCUAAAUCUGUAGGGAGCUUGAAACAAUCUCUUCUAGAGAUGUAGGCUGCCUUGGUCAUCUUACUUGCAGUCUAGAGAGAGCUCCAUAAUUGGAUCCUUGAAAUUUCUCGUAUUUUUUCACAGUGCCACAUGCAACCAGCAUUUUUGCCAUAGAAUACUUUACAUCUUAGCAGAGAGACCUUCCUGCUGUAUUGGGACUUGUUGAUAGGUGUCUGUCAUGCUCUGAACUUCUUCCCACAAAGGGAUUUGUCAGCUGUCGAAACGUGCUCUUUCAUCAUUUGACAAAACUAGGCAGAAGGUGAGUUUGGAAAGGCUUGAGAACAAGUCUGGUUUACAGACCCAAAAGAGGGAAGGCAGGAAGCUCUGGGUGCUCUCAAGAUUAGAAAAUGCAGUAAAGGUCAAGACCAGGAGCAGUGAGUACGUGUGGAUCAGAUCCACAGCAUGCAGAAGAUUUGGAGCUGGGUUACUCUGAUGUAGACACAGGAGGCCACAUCUGUGGGCCACUUAGUGGAAGUGAAGAUUUGAGACAAGGUAAACACUCAGUGGGUGUUGUAGAUUCUAGUUAAGUUUGGGAGGAAUGGCAUUGAAAUUAAUUUAAGAUAUACAGUAAGUUAGCACAAUUGCAAAAUUUGGUUUUAUUGUGCCAACUGUUUGACCUGCACAAGAAACUGAAGUUCCCCCAUUUUCACCACUGACCACACAAGUUGGUUAGAAGCCAGAACCCUCCACGAGGUUACUGUAAAGUAGAGUUAUUGAUUUAUAACUCCUUUGGCACUUCUACUUUGAAGUUAGAAAACAGUACCAUAACUCAAGUUGAAGCUUCAAAGCAUGAAUCGUCUGAAGGUUGAACACACAGUAUUGGAACCAUUGAAUCUAUUUGAUAAUUUAAGUGCCUAUAACUUUGUACUGUAAAUCCUGUUCUAGAUAACUUUAAAAAGGGAAGUUAUUUAUACAGUGUGUUUUGUGCUUUAGUGAAAAAAAACAAAACAAGAAGUGCCUAGUUCUAGGUACAUGUGUACAAUUAGAUACAUGCACACAAACACACGCCAUAGUUGAGAUUUGAAGAGAAAGGUUAAUAAUACCAAAAUUGAUGAAAAAUGUUAAAACUUCAGAUUGAUUUAUGCCAGAUUAUUUGUUGUCUUAAAAUAUUUACAUGGAAAUUGUUUUGAUGUGUUUAAAUUUCCCUUGAAAAUACAACUGAUAAAAAGCAAUGUAACACAGAAGUAAUGUGAUUUGUGAACAAUUACAGCCUUAUAGCAUGUUACUUUUUUGUUUUAAUCCUCUAGUUCCCAUAAUGUAAAUGGCAAAAGAUUGCAGUAUUUUUAUUUUCUAUUGUGAUGUACAGACUUUAUUUAACAGUUCUACAUAUUUUAUAGAAAACUAGCUAUUUUGAGGGACUUUUUUUUUUUUUUUUUUUUGUAAAUAAAGUCAUUACUGUUGUUUAGUAAUGCCUUUAAGUAUUAAUAUGUAUUCUGGCUGAGAAGUUCAUAGGUGUGUCAACUUUAACUUAUUUUAAAACAGCAAGAGAUAUAUGAUACUGUGCCACAAUCCUCAUGAUAAAGGGCUUUUUAAAAAAAGUUUCUCCGUCCAUUGCCAAGAAAGAUAUGAUAAUUUUGAAAUUGUAAUCAUGUCUUCGCACAUAAUUUUUGCACAGGUAGCUGGAAAAUUUUUGGUAUAAGCCGAAAUGUAAGGGAUAAACUUUUUUUUUUCCUUCUCAAGCAUUUUUAUCAAUAAGAAGGAAAAAAUGUUUAUGUAGGUACCCUGCUAGCUUAAACUUUCAAAGCAUGGAGAUCUGUCUAAAUUAACCCUGUCCUAUGCAGAAUAUUGUGUCAUUUCUUUUAGAAUUUGCCACAUCAUCAUUAGCUGUAAACAUGUUUUGUGAAUUUUUUUAGUUAAUUUUUCCCAAGUCUUCAGGAAGCCCCUUCUGGAAAUACGAAUUUCAGUAAUUUGUAUAUCUUCACUUACUUUAUUUUCCAUUGUUUAGGUAUUUGCAAGGUGGCAAUAGGUUGGUUAGACACCUUAGGACCUAAAUUAAUUUACACAUUUACUUCAACAUAGAGGGAGCAGACUGCUGCAAAGAUGAUUUUUUGAGAGGGAAAAACUUUUUUGCCUUAAACCUAAUUUAUCAGCACUUCAUUUACUCUGUUCAUACUCAGAUGUAUCAUACAUGUGUAGUUUUUGCUGUGCUGAAGAGGAGCUUCCUUGAUUCUUGAUUCCUUGAUAAGAAAAGAUUAAAGGGUAUCUAUACUGAUACUUAACCAUUUGGGGAAAAAAAUGUGCUCAAAGCCAGCCCAUUAAUUUUUACAUAUCUGAGCAUAAUUAAUGCAGACUCCAAAGGUAAGUUGUUGCUUCAUGCAAUCCUGUAGAGUUCAGAAGCCUUGAAGAUCAGAGAGUGUAAUAGGAUUCUUCUGUUGGACUGUGAUUAAUCUCAUUUUGGUGAUCAAAAUUUUAAGCAUUUCUCACCCAAAAGAAAAGUCCUCUAAAACUGACAAAUGUGUUUUCUUUUUUCUUUUUUUUCUUUUUAAAUACAAAAAUCAACUGUAUGGAAAACACCUUGGGGAGUAUCAAGACUGUGCCUUGGAAAUUCUUAACCACUCGCAUGGAGGGAUUUUUUUAAUGUUUAUUUAACAUGUUCCAUGUGAUUUUUAGACAGAAAUAAUUGGAGUUACUUAAUUCUUCUUGUUACAGCAACUAAAAGGAAAGUUUUUUGUGUUCCUGGUUAGCUUGUAAGUUCCACCAGAAAUGUGAUAUUCCUACAGAGAAAAUUAGGCUUACAUUCUGAGUUUAUUCUGAGUUUUACUUAGUGUAAUUUUUCCUCAAGAAACGGUUUUCCCAAUGUCCAUCACUUUUUCCCAAUUAUUUUCUUAAUUAGCCUUUUUUGGGGUUUUGAAUGAAAUGUAAAAUUAAUAUUUUAAGUUACCUCCAUAGUAGUCUAGAAUCAAAUUUUAGAUUUUUGAUCUAAAUGACCAUUUGAAUGUGUUUAUAAAACAAAUCAUUCGGAUGCAUUUCAUCUACUCUGUCUUAACAGACUGUAUUUUAAUGGUCUAAAAGUGUUUGAUGAGCAGAGAGAUAAAGUUAAAAAACUUUCUUUUGCUAUUGCAGAUAUUUUAAAGGGAAAUUACAUGCUUGUUGUCUGUGAAAUAUUAGAAUGAUUUAGCCUUUCCUCACUCUCCUGACAGUGCCUCUGAGUUAAGUCUUUAUCCUGUGCCCACAAUCUUUAUUCCAAGUAGGGGUGAUGUCUAAAAGCAGCUGGCAGUGUUGCACAGUGCAGUGCUUUAUGGAACCAUGGUGCUCAGCCUUGGUUGUACAGCAGAAGUAGAGGGCACAUUACUUCUGGUUUUUCGACAAAUCUAAUGUAAUUGUUGCUUUGUGAUAUUUUACUGUUUAAUGCAAUUAUAAAAGCCCACAUCAUGUAGUGACAUUUGUGCUCUGACAUGACAUGCCCAAAAUGAAAUGUACUAUAUUGUAUACAAGAAUAAUAAAUAACAUUGUAGUUAACCUAGAGAAGAUGUAAAUAAAAUAUGAAAGAAGAGUGGAACAAGACAAAUGGUCACACUCUAGUGUGUGUUAUAUGCCAGAAGUGUAGAAUACUACUUUAAAAAUGUAACACACUAAUGUAUUUUGUACAGCAUCUGCUUUAGAAGGUGCCUUAUUGAGUUUACCAUGAAUUGCUUGUUCUGUACACAGAUUAUGUCCAAUGUAUCAUUUUUAAGUAAAUAACCUUAUUUUAGUACACAUUAGUAAUGUGUUUUGUUACUUUAAGAUUUUGCCUUAAAAAUGUAAUGAUUUGGAAAUCAUAAUACUGUAACUAAAUAAGUCUCUACUUUUUCAUACCUCAUUCAUGUAUUUUUCCCCCCCACAAUCUCUGAGUAAGUUGUUAAUUACUGCUUUCAUUGUUCAAUGAUACUGAAAAUUAUUUGGUGCUAAGUUCAAGCUCUUUAUUCCUUGCACAAAACUUACAUUUGGGUGCAACAGUAAAAAACAGUGUUUCCUUCUUAUUUUUAUCCCUGUAUUACAGCAAAGCCAAAAGCAAGUCAAAAUCAAAUAAUACUUUCAUUUGAACAUACAUAAGUUUACUAUAUGUUGGUUUUAACCAUAUAAAUUUGCCUCAAGCUUAUCAGGUAACAAGAGAAAAAAUAAAAGGAUGGGGAAUUUUGUAAUUGCUUUUCGUUCCCUCCAUGUACAACAUUCUUUUUGUGUAUCCAAAUUAAGAGAUUUGAGUUUAAUAUGUGUAUGUACUGUUUGUUGCAAAAGUAUGCAGAUGCUUCUGUGUAUCCUGCUAAAUUUACUCUGGAUCAAGCAAAUGAGGGCCAGUCAAGGGGAUAUCUUACCUGUGAGUACUAUAAAGCAUCAGAAUUUGUUUUCUCAUUGCAGAAAUGUGUUGGCUUCUACUCUCAAUAGAGUUCACCUUUUGCUUACAAGGAGAAAGAAGUAAGAUGAGUUUCUGUUUUCUUUUUGCAUUUAAUUAGGUAUUAUCUUAAAUACAUAUUUUUUACAGUAGCUAGGAAAGUUUGGUAUCUGAACAUCAUAAAAACUGUUACUAGUACAUUAUAAACCUUGAUUUGUUUUCCUUGUAGAAUCAAGUGAUAAAUUCUUGCAGUAUAGUUCUGGAAAGUGCAGUGGAAAGAUUAGCGAUGUGGUUUCAAACCUUUCUUUCCUUAACAUAUAAUACCAGGAAAUUAGACUGCACAAAGAUUUGGUCUCCUUAAAUUAGUAUCUUGGCAAAGUAAACCUUUUUCCUAGGUUUGUGGCUAUUGUGGAAUGGAGUGUCCUCACUGGUUGCAGUGGUCAUGGUUGGAUUUAAAGCUGGGAUUUCAUGCUAGCAGGAGGACAUAAUGAAAAUUGUGGGGACGUGUUUGCACCUGUCCGUGUUUACAUGAGCUGCGGUUUCUCUCGGUGUUGUUUCAGGAAUCGGCCACAGGGUGCUGCUGUGCCCUAAAGAAAGGAUUUGGAAAUAAAUUGGGGACUUACGGGAUGUUAAAAUAAGUUCUACUGCCUGCUAGUAAUAAAUACCAGGAUGUUCUCCUUUAUAAAUCGAUGGGUUUGACCACUAUAUAAAAUAUGUUACUGAUGAACUUGUAUCAGUAUCUAACGUGUAAACACUAUAGAUGGAUGUUUUGUGGGCAUAUCAAAAAGCAAACUGAGCAGUUAGCAAACUGAAUCACAAGUUUUUAAAUAAAUAGCAGAAGUAUUACUAAAUUCAGAAAGGAUCAGAUUUAAUUCUAUUAAUUUCCUUAAUUCCUUCUGCAGUUUUAUCUUCCUUUUCCCAAAACACCACUUUGGUUUUUGUCACUGAUGUUGAUCAGUAUCAGUAGAUCAGUAUCAGCUGUGAAUCCAAGCCAUGAAAGCACCACUGCUGUGGGCUGAAAACCUCCUGAGUGUGCUUCAUGAGGAGACCUCCAUGGGAUUCAGACUCUGGCUUGAUGUGGAUGUUAUCUGCAAAAUUCAGGCAUUGCUGGAUCUAUAGAAAGUGAAAUUGUUUUUAUAUUAUACAGUUGGUACUUGAAAUUGGAGUACAGUAAGGAGAUUGUCUUAUUAAGGGAAAAGGAAAAAAAAACAUUUGGAGACUUUAAUUUUAAAAUGUACUCUAAGAUACUGACAUUCAUGAAGCAGCAGAUCAGUAACAAUAAUUCCGUGAAGGCACUAAGAUGCACAGCUUUCUACCUUACUACAAAGCUUAGUGGUUUGAUCUGGAAAUACAGAAACUUGAAUCAGUGGCAAUGUUUUCUGGCAGGUUUCUAGGACAUGUUAAUAGCUGUUGGAAGCUUUUGGUUUUAAAUAUGAGUGUCAGAUUGGCAUAGCUGUAUCCUGGAGUGAGCACACGUUUCUGUGCCUGUUGCUGCCUGGCCAUCAGGCACAUUAGUCCAGUCAGUCUGCUGUGAGGGAAACUGAAGCCCUUACAGACAACUCUUCCCAGUGCCUGUGGUCAGCUUCAGGUUCUUUUUCAUGUUUGGAAAUUCUCCUAAAUCCACUGAGCCAACCAAUAGCUGUAUUGUAAAUUAUCUUCAUUAAAUUCAUUCCGCUAGUUUGCCUGAAAAUGAAGGACAAAGUGAUGUGGCUGUGUUAAUCUAAUAAAAAAGCUCAAACCACCAUCCCACCAAAGAAAUGCAGGAGUGGUGCAGAUGGAGGCUUAUGAAAAAGCUGGUUUAUUGCUUUGAACAAACAAAACCACAGCCCAGUAGAUUAAUCAUCAUUCUCUUGUUGGUUGAGAAGGAAGUCAGUCUUCCUGGCUUAUGCAGCCAGCAGAGUGAUUUAACCCAUUGUCUUUCAUUAAUUUUUUGCCUCAUAGUCUAAAGAUUAGUAUUCUAGUCAAGUGUUUCUUCUUUGUAUGUGCAGAUGGCUAACUUAAGCACAUAUUUGAAGAUGUCUUUAAAUACAGAAACAUCUUUAAAUUAACGGUUUUUUUCACUCUGGAGUCAGUAUUCUCUGAACUCAUCUGGCAUAUUCUUCAACAAAAGUAAAUACUGGUAAGCACAAGGAAGGACACCAAAACUGUAGAAAUCCUGACUGGGUGAACUGCAAUGUUCUCUGCUACCUCCUGUGUCCAUCUCGAAGUGAUUUUCAUUCCAGUUGAAGCUUUCUGUCAGAACUUUAAGAACAGAGUGUUUUGAAAUAUAUAUGCAUAUCAUAUCCUCCAUAUGUAACAUUGGAACUUGGUUCGUAGGUGCAGAAUUGGUGUGCACUCAGGAUGAGAUUUCUUUGAACCACCCUGGCCUAGGCAGCACACUUGGUCUGGCUCUGCAGAAUGCUGCCACCACAGAAGUUAGGAAUUGGGGAAACACUGCUAAAAACCCAUCCGAGUCACCCCAGGAUGGUAGCUUUGUACUGAAAGAACCUAAUCUUAAAAUUUGAUGGUUUUCUUCAUUUCUCCUCUUCCAUUCUAUUCUUCUCUUUCUUCCCUCAGAUACUUUGAGCAAAAUUAGGACAUUGGCCAGGAGGAGAUAAGGAACACUUUUUGAUGUUAGUUUUCUUGGAUUUUUCAGGAUAGAGGAAAAUCUUAGCAAGUCUGAGCAAUCUCUUCAGCAAGUAGCUGAAAUUGCUUUAUAGCUUUAUUUCAAAAGAUAUGUAUUGUCUGCUUGUCAAACUGUAGCUUUAAGUGCAUUGUGUGUUGGUACCGAUGUCUUGGGGGUUUUUAACAAUUAGUGAUGAUUUAGUAUUGCGUAGAAUACGGUAGGUGGGGAGAAAAUUCUUAACAGCAGAAUAGAUUUGUUAAAAAAUGCUACCUUAAAAGGGUGCAAUCUUCAUAAAAAAUACUGGAAAUUCCAAAGGACAUUUCAUUUUGGCAAAUUUAAUUAAUAUUGCUUUGUAAGGUAUUAGGGUAGACAAAAAUACUUGAACUUCUUUAAAGUGAAAGUCUUUGGGAAGUUUUAUUUUACAGAAGAAAAGUUCGACAUGACCAGGCAUGGUCAUUUGAAGUUCUGGAAAUUCAAAAAACAAAAAAAAACCAAA
Messenger RNA from Oenanthe melanoleuca, 10214 nucleotides. RefSeq names its product bone morphogenetic protein receptor type 1A (gene BMPR1A). NCBI's taxonomy places the organism in Eukaryota, Metazoa, Chordata, Aves, Passeriformes, Muscicapidae. The record is from RefSeq and is a predicted model, not a curated record. Gene Ontology annotation, biological process: protein phosphorylation; dorsal/ventral pattern formation; cellular response to growth factor stimulus. Gene Ontology annotation, cellular component: signaling receptor complex; plasma membrane. Bases 424 to 2025 code for a protein of 533 amino acids. The transcript is spliced from 13 exons. Gene Ontology annotation, molecular function: SMAD binding; ATP binding; transforming growth factor beta receptor activity, type I.